Messenger RNA from Armigeres subalbatus, 1293 nucleotides. It is a transcript of the gene endos, whose product is annotated as cAMP-regulated phosphoprotein 19. Gene Ontology annotation, molecular function: protein phosphatase inhibitor activity. Gene Ontology annotation, cellular component: cytoplasm. The coding region runs from base 222 to 596 and encodes 124 amino acids. The record is from RefSeq and is a predicted model, not a curated record. The transcript has 3 exons. Lineage: Eukaryota; Metazoa; Arthropoda; Insecta; Diptera; Culicidae.
UCGAUGAGACGUCAAAUUUGCGUCAACUCAACGCUGAGAAACGAAACGAACAUCGUUUUGAUCCGCAGAAAAAAACAGAAGUUUUUGCAGUUUUUAAUUGAAAAAAAUAAUUUUGGUGCAGUGAAAACCUUUAUUUUACCCAGUAAUCACAGCUUACGGGCAAUUCCAUUCGAACAUUAAAGAAAAUAUCUCUGCAGAAACUAAGCCUUUGAGCAGCCACAAUGAGUUCGGAAGAGAGCACAGAGCCAACCCCCAAUGAGCAGACUACUGCUGAACAAUCAGAGGAACAGGAGCAACAGCAGUCGGUCAGUGAACUGGAAAAACAGGAAGAAGCUAAGAUGAAGGCAAAGUACGGCCCAAAUACAGGUCUCGGACCUCGUGGACUUGGUGGCCAUUCAGCUUUCCUACAGAAGCGACUCCAGAAGGGGCAAAAGUACUUCGACUCUGGCGAUUAUCAGAUGGCAAAACAGAAAGGCGGUGGCGUGAAGCAGGUGUUUGCCAACAAGGUCCCAACAGGCGAGGCCAUUCCCACGCCGGAAACCGUACCUGUGAGGAAAACGUCGAUUAUUCAGACCUGCAACAAGUUUCAAAGUUAAGUAAGCGUAGAGCAUCUUUGCCUGUCUCAUGUGAACAUUUACUGAUAUCCGCCCUUUUUUCAUCCCCACCCUCCUCCCCACACAAGAUUGUUUUAUUCUCAUUGUACUUGUGCCGAUUUUUCGAAUCAGCUCCAACUAUACGAACAUAAAUUCCCUUUACCCCUCCUUUUCGGCAUGUGGACACCUUUCAUGGGCAGUGGACCGCGUGCUACUGAAACUAGAUUCAACAGAAUCUUAUAUUUAGGUACAUGUUUUAAUUACUCAAAAUAUACGUUACACAUAUGAUCAUCAGCUUCAAGAAAGUUUCCUUAUUUAAUUCUUUAGAUCAAUGAGCAAAAAAUAUAGUAGGGAAAUAAUACACAAAGAUACAAAAGUCACUUGAAAUGAAAAAAAAAAUCUCACUUGGAAACGUUUUUUGCUUUACUAAAAGGUGGUGACGAUUCUAACAGAUCAGUUGAGGUGCACACGUUAUACAGUUCACACUGGAUGCAUUGCGAGGGGUUUCACACACACAAAGUUCAUUUAGUAUCGGCCGAAUAGCUACGCGUCUGAAUUGCAAAGUGCACAGCGCGAACAUUUUAAAGUGUUAUCCCGCUGAACUGAAACCAGCUUUUCUGUGCAAACGGGGAGAGAGUUUCGAUGUUCUGUAAUGUAUAUGUGAAUAAUUAUCCAUUUUAAUUUUAAAUGCUAGGGAAAA